UUCAUAAUUAUCUACUUUAUAGUAAUUUUUGGAAAUUGUGCAAUAUUUGUAGUUAUUUGCUUGGACUCAAACUUGCACACUCCUAUGUACAUCUUCUUAUUAAACCUGUCUGUCAUUGAUAUUGCGUCUACAUCAAAUAUCCUACCAAAGCUUUUAAUUAUGGUCUUCAUACAGUGUAAUACAAUCUCAUUCGUGGAAUGCAUAACUCAGUUAUAUUUUUUCAUUUUCUUUGUUUGCACUGAGGUCUUUGUUCUUGCAGCCAUGGCUUAUGAUCGUUAUAUAGCAAUCUGCCACCCUUUACAUUAUAUUAUUAUAAUGAGUUUAAAGCUCACUUUUGGACUAUCUGCUACUGCAUGGGCAGCUGGGCUUUUGACUCCAGUUGGGCAUGUUAACCUCAUCUCAAAAAUGUCUUUUUGUGCUUCUCAUGUAAUCAGUCAUUUCUACUGUGAUAUUUCACCAUUGCUAAAGAUCUCAUGCAGUGAUAUUUAUAAUGUAGAAAUGUUAACUUAUGCUGUAGGGACACUUGUGGGAAUCUUUACAUUAAUUUUUACAUUAUUAUCCUAUAUUUUUAUCAUUUUGAACAUUCUUAGUAUUAAAUCUACGGAAGGUCGAAGUAAAACUUUUUCUACGUGCUCUUCACAUUUAACUUGUGUGAUUAUGUUUUAUGGAACAAUAAUGUGUCUGCACAUGAGACCUACAUCAACAUAUUCUUCAAAAUUUGACAAGUGCUUCGCUCUUGUGUAUACUGUCUUGGUUCCACUGCUAAAUCCUUUUAUUUACAGUUUUAAGAAUGAAGAAGUAAAAAAAGCUUUGAGAAGGCUCAAGAUUAAAAUACCAAAAAUAAUCUUCAAGUUAUAA
Molecule: messenger RNA, 858 nt
Organism: Bufo bufo (common toad)
Lineage: Eukaryota; Metazoa; Chordata; Amphibia; Anura; Bufonidae
Product: olfactory receptor 1019-like
Exons: 1
Coding region: 85-858 (257 amino acids)
Biological process (GO): G protein-coupled receptor signaling pathway
Cellular component (GO): membrane
Molecular function (GO): olfactory receptor activity; G protein-coupled receptor activity; odorant binding
Source: RefSeq, a predicted model, not a curated record